Messenger RNA from Cylas formicarius (sweet potato weevil), 563 nucleotides. RefSeq lists its product as uncharacterized. The record is from RefSeq and is a predicted model, not a curated record. Lineage: Eukaryota; Metazoa; Arthropoda; Insecta; Coleoptera; Brentidae. Bases 143 to 466 code for a protein of 107 amino acids. The transcript has 3 exons.
CUGUUGCCCAAUAAGUUAUCCAUCCCCAACUUAUCAGUCGCAAAAUCUAGUCGGCGUUGUAUAAAAGCCGUAUCACAUUGAUCGAUCUUAUGAUAAACGUAUCGACUGUUCUCUCUUUGAAUUCGCGUUCACAAAUCCGACGAUGCUCUUCUCGUUUGUGUUAGUCGUUUCGCUGGGUGCUGUCUUCGCUGCCCCAGGGUUGGACUUCGACCCGUGGCUCGACGAUCAUGCCCCUAUCCUGACGGCGCCCAUAAUCAAGGCAUUGGCCCCGGCGCCGAUUAUCAAGACGCCCUUUUGGGAACCCGCACCCACGAUCAUAAAAACCGCCCCCAUAUACAAGGCUAUAACCCCGGCCACUAGCUACGCUUCAUUCAGUCAGUACCAAGUAGAACCCGUACCUAUCAUCACCAAGACUCUGAUCGCGUCGCCUCCUAUACUGAAAGCGUACGCACCGUGGAAGUGGUGAACGUUUCGCGCCGCGUCUACCCCCCACCGACUGCUCAGAAAGCGUCAUUUUAUUUUUUGUAAAGAUUUAUAGCAUAAUAAAGCAUUUUUAGCCAGUU